AGCCGGCUAUUCUAAUAUGCUCUCGAGGAGACGCCAUAGCCAUUUGCAUAUCCGUCGCUCGCUCGCUCGCACUCUCCACGUUUACCUCAGCUCGCGUUUCCCGAAAGCACUGCCGUGGAGGUUAGUGUAGCUCUUUCUCGCGUUCCAUUUGGUGCCGAGACGAGUCACAGCCGAUGUCCUAAGUGACCAGAACGGGACCGCUUAAGUUGGAGGGUUUGGCGUCGUCUUGUCUCAGAUUUGAAGCUUCGAACGGAAGGAAGUAAGUGAGCGGAGGACCGCGUGGACUGUUUUAGUCACGUGGCGAACAGAAGAUCAGAGUUGGCAUGAAGUUGCUUUAAUUGAUGUGAAGCUGUUCAUUUGCGCAGCUGCCACAGAAGCGGUGAAGUGUUACUUGUAAGGGUGUGCAUGUUGCGUUUGGAGCUUGAGAAGAGUGGGGGAAAAACAGGUGUUGACGAAUUUUGGAUCAUUGGAUAUAGGUUUGGAGAUAUCUUUAUUUGAUUGCUGGUAUUUGUAUGGUAUUCUUGCACAUGUUGGGCACCAUGGCGAUGUAUUCGAGCUCACCUCCGGCAACUUGGAGUACCCAGUGUUCUGUGAGUAGUAGGCCUUCGUCUCCAGCAAUUGACAUUGAAGCGAAUCUUCGGGGACCGCAGGCACACCAUCAUCAUUCGUCGAAAUCUAUGCAAGGAGGGCUGUCGAGUUUGUUCUCUAGCAACGUGAGUAGGCUUUCGCAGCAUUCUGGAUGUGACGCGCUGGACGCUUCCCCCAGUAACUCGUGCCUGGUAGGCUCUUUCAAGAGCAGUACUCAUGGCGAAUUUGCACAGAGUUUAACUGCAUGGGAAAGUCACGAUUCUCGACCUGGAGCUGUGAACAUUCCUGCGUCAUCUCUGAAGCUGAAAGAGCGGAGUCCCAUCUCAGUGUUGCAAGGACCGAUUUCCCGCAGCAGUGGCGGCUAUGGUUCACCUGGACAUUCCGUGAGUGCCUGGGAAAGCCCAAGUUGCGGGGGACUUCCCCCCUUGGAUCCUCAUGUUGACAGAUUAUCGUCACGUCGAAGAUCUUCUUUGUCGGGUGAAAGGGACAGGUGCAUAGCGUCGAGAAGCGUAGGAUUUGAGGUUGCGAGUACAGUAACCUGCGCUGGCGACCAGCACUCCCGUGUGAUGAACAGGCAGCCGUUUGAGCCUCAGCAGACCACAUCUAGCACUUCGGAACCAGUCCGCGUGGAAGGUUUUGGUGCAGGGGCUGUUGCGUAUGACAGUUCGCCGUUGGAUACUCUGACGCUUCCGCUGUACACCUCUGGGAAGACCUUUGGAACUCAAUCUCAUCGCGAAUCACCAGAAAUUCUGGAGGCUAGGGAGAAGAUGUUGAGGCUAGCGGAAGAGGCUAAUGGCAUCUUACCUGUGACCACUGAGGAAGCCAAGGUGAAGACUUCAGCCGGAACCUCAGCGGACGACCUCCUGAAAAGCGCACAAGCUAGGUACAAGGUGUUUUGUGACCCUGUCGUUGUCAAGGCCUUCAGAAUGGCUGAAGAAGCCCACAGGGGACAAUUCCGGCGAAAUGGAGACACGUUCCUUUCACAUUGUGUGGAGACUGCCUUGAUAUUGGCGGCAACUGGAGUUGGAAACACUGUGGUCGCAGCAGGGUUGCUGCACGAUGCUAUUGAUGACUCGAAUCUGAGUUUGCAAUUGCUGCGAGGUGCUUUAGGAGAGGAUGUUGCAAGCUUGGUCAGCGGGGUUUCAAAGUUGAGUGAGUUCAGUCAGCUUGCCAGGGAUAGUAACACCGUUCGUGAUCCAACGGAGGCUGACAGCUUGCGAACAAUGAUUCUAGCUAUGGUUGAUGUUCGAGUAGUGCUCAUCAAGAUCGCUGAUCGAUUGCACAAUUUGAGAACUCUGGGAGCUUUGCCAUAUCUCAAGCAGAUCGGCAUUGCCAAUGAGACGCUCGAAAUUUUUGCGCCCUUGGCAAAUCGCCUAGGCAUUUGGAGCUGGAAGGCUGAGCUGGAAGAUUUAUGCUUCAAAUGCUUGAAGCCUGUCGAACAUCAAGACCUGUCAGCAAGGCUGUCAGAGCGAUGUCGAGAAGGUCUUGUGAUGUCAUCUAUUAGAGAUUUGGACGACGCAUUGAGGAAUGAAGGGGUGCAAUUCGUUGACUUAUCUGGACGACCCAAGAAUUUGUACAGCAUUUAUAAAAAAAUGAUGAAGAAAAAGCGUACUCCUGAAGAGAUUCUCGAUGUGCGAGGAUUGCGAUUGAUCGUAUCCGAUGAAAAUAAUUGUUACGAAGCCCUGCAAAUAGUUCACAAGCUUUGGAAACAGGUUCCUGGAAAGUCCAAGGACUACAUUGCUCACUCGAAGCCCAAUGGGUACAAGUCACUGCACACUGUUGUAAUUGGGAGCGAUGGAUAUCCCUUAGAGGUGCAAAUCCGGACAAUGAAAAUGCACCAUCAGGCAGAAUACGGGUUAGCAGCCCAUUGGAGAUAUAAAGAGGACAACACUCAGCACUCUGCAUUCAGUUCUGAACGUGUGGAAUGGGCUCGGUGGGUUUUGACAUGGCACAGUGAAAUCAUGGACACCAAAUUACGGGUGUCACCACUGGGAGAAGAUCUGAAACCGCCUUGCCCGUUCCCUGUGCAUAAUAAGGACUGUCCAUAUGCAUCAACUUGCUGUGGACCAUUGUUCAGAGAGGAUGAUCCAGUUUUUGUCAUAAAAAUGGAGAAUGAACGAAUUGUAGUGCUAGAAAUGCCUCCGGGUUCUACAGUAGGAGAUUUGGUGUCUAUGAGGAAGUCCGAUAUGGAUUCUUUUGCUGUGAACUCUAAUUAUGGCCAUCAAAAAGAGCUGCGGGUACAAGUAAAUCAUCAAUUUGUCGAAAAUUUAGAACAGAAAUUGAAGAUGGGUGACUUUGUGGAGGUCCUUUCUACAGUACAGGCCGUUGUUCCCGGAGAAACACCUCUUGGGCGAUCAUCUUCUGUGGAAAAGCCUUGCGGCAAGAUAGCCUUGGAGUUCCAGCGAGAGCAGUUAAGGCGUUUGUACUCAAUUGACGAUUCAAAGACCACCUCAUUGGAGCGGACUCCAAGCGUCGCUGGUCUCAUGUGAACGCUGAUAGACGUGGAAAUCCACAGGUCAUUACACUAUUAUGGCAGCAUCGAGCUGCUACAUUCUAGUUGUAAAUACUGUACAUAAUUCUCACCAACAAUUGUUUCGAUAGGUUUCAUUCUUUGCCUUGGAAGAGGUUGUACAGUUGUUAAUCACAUGUCAUGCCCGAAAUGGUGGUAGACAAUGUGAGAUAGACUCUUCAACACUAGAACAUGGCCCGUUCCUGAGCUGAACACUUGUAAAUGAAAAACAAAAACACAAAGUCAAUUUUUUCUUUUUGUA
Messenger RNA from Physcomitrium patens, 3359 nucleotides. RefSeq names its product putative GTP diphosphokinase RSH2, chloroplastic. The record is from RefSeq and is a predicted model, not a curated record. Gene Ontology annotation, cellular component: chloroplast. Gene Ontology annotation, biological process: guanosine tetraphosphate metabolic process. NCBI's taxonomy places the organism in Eukaryota, Viridiplantae, Streptophyta, Bryopsida, Funariales, Funariaceae.